This is a messenger RNA of Rubroshorea leprosula, 993 nucleotides long. The record is from the annotation of a GenBank genome assembly. Lineage: Eukaryota; Viridiplantae; Streptophyta; Magnoliopsida; Malvales; Dipterocarpaceae.
ACUGUUCUCUACUGGGUCUAUACAUUGUGGUCCUAUCUCUCUUACAAGGUUUGUCAUUUUCUCAAACCAAGCUGCAGAUACACCCCCAAUGGAGGAACAGCUGCAGCAACUUCCUCUGCUUCUUCUACUCCUCCUCCUCAUCCUUCUUCCUGUACUGCAGCUCUGUCGUUUAUUGGUUCCUUUGCAAAUGUCAAAUCCUGAGUUCUUCUCCUUGUGAUCUUUUAGAAUCUGUGCAUAUCUUAAAUUCAGGUACAUUUUUUUCUUCCUUUUCUUUUCUCUUUCUUGAAUCUGUUAGAUUUCCUUCUUUUUUUCCCCCUUUCUUACCUCAUUGCAUCAUCCCCAGAAGCUGCAUUGCUUGCCUUUGAAGCUCUUUGACUUCUUGAUUCCUGAUUCUGCUAGUUUAUGUGGGGAAAAUGGCAUUUGAAAGAUUGUUUUUUUGUGAUGCGUUAUGUGCAAUGUUUCCAUCUUUAUUUUUUGUUUUAAUUUUGGGGCUUUUGAUAGAUUUAUGUUGUUGCUUUUAAGCGGAGAGAGAGCUUAGUUUUCUUUGUGCAUUAUCUCUGUCUGAAGUUGUCUAUAGUUUUUGAUUUGGAAUUCUUGGGUCUUUUAUUUUCAAAUAAAUGUUGCUUUUAAGCUGGAAAAUCCGGUUUUGUAACUGUUAUGCUUCUGCAUUUACAAAUUUAUCAGCACUCAAGAUUGAAAAGGGUUUGAUGGGUUUUAGAAAACUAAAGCUUCUAAAAUGUGGGGUGAAAGCUUUUUCCUUUUCUAGAUUUUAUUCCUCUGGUAUCUUGUUGGGGUUAAAUUGAUCUCUCAAUUUUGCCUCUGGGAAAUUUACUUAUAUCCCCAAAUCUUUCUUACUUUCUGUUAUUUUAUGUCCUUGAAUUGCCCAUUCUUGUGGUAGGUGCACACCAGCUUCUGGGUCCAUCAUCUAUUGCAUAGUAGAUUUCUUUUUUUGUUAAAUCAUUCAAUGUGGUAUAAUAAAGUUAGGUUUUUUCA